Postia placenta MAD-698-R-SB12 is the source of this 1282-nucleotide messenger RNA. RefSeq lists its product as hypothetical. Gene Ontology annotation, molecular function: S-(hydroxymethyl)glutathione dehydrogenase [NAD(P)+] activity; zinc ion binding. The transcript is spliced from 13 exons. The record is from RefSeq and is a predicted model, not a curated record. Gene Ontology annotation, biological process: formaldehyde catabolic process. Bases 4 to 1140 code for a protein of 378 amino acids. NCBI's taxonomy places the organism in Eukaryota, Fungi, Basidiomycota, Agaricomycetes, Polyporales, Adustoporiaceae. Gene Ontology annotation, cellular component: cytosol.
AUCAUGUCCACCGUCGGAAAGCCCAUCACCUGCAAAGCCGCCGUCUGCUGGGGCGCUGGCGAGCCCCUCAAGCUCGAGGAGGUCGAGGUCGCCCCGCCCGGCCCCCACGAAGUCCGCAUCCACAUCCUUUACACCGGUAUCUGCCACACCGACGAGUACACGCGCAGCGGCAAAGACCCUGAGGGCCUGUUCCCGGUUAUCCUCGGACACGAGGGCGGAGGCAUCGUCGAAUCUGUCGGUGAGGGCGUCACGAGCGUCUCCGUCGGCGAUCAUGUCAUUCCUCUCUACACUGCCGAGUGUCGUGAAUGCAAAUUCUGCAAGAGCGGCAAGACCAACUUGUGUGGCAAAGUGCGGGCCACCCAAGGGAAGGGCUUGAUGCCUGAUAACACCAGUCGUUUCACCUGCAAGGGCCAGAAGAUCCACCAUUUCAUGGGCACCUCGACCUUCGCCCAAUACACCGUCGUUGCAGACGUAUCCGUCGUGGCGGUCAACCCUAAAGCACCCCUUGAGCGUGUUUGUUUGCUUGGCUGUGGUAUCACCACCGCCUGGGGCGCUGUUGUAAAGCAACCUGGAAUCCCGGGGUCCACCGUUGCUGUUUUCGGGUGCGGUGCGAUUGGUCUCGGCGUCAUCGCGACGUCGUCACUUGUCAAAGCGUCACGCGUCAUCGCUGUCGACACGAACCCCAACAAGGAGUCCUGGGCGCGGAAGUUUGGCGCGACGGACUUUGUCAACCCCGCGCAGCUUCCGGAGGGCACCAGGAUUCAGGACUACCUGGUUGAAAUCACCGACGGCGGCUUGGACUACACCUUUGACUGCACGGGUAACGUCCACGUAAUGCGUGCAGCUCUCGAGGCCUGUCACAAGGGUUGGGGCGUCAGCACCGUUAUCGGUGUCGCCGCCGCCGGCCAGGAGAUCUCCACUCGUCCAUUCCAGCUGGUUACUGGCCGUACUUGGCGCGGCUCCGCGUUCGGUGGUGUCAAGGGCCGCACGGAACUCCCAGGGCUCGUGGAAGACUACCUGGCUGGCAAGGUUAAGGUCGACGAAUACGUCACUCACCACCGCACGCUUGCCGAGAUUAACGAAGGAUUCGGCGACAUGCACCAGGGAAAUUGUAUCCGUUGCGUUGUGGACAUGUCGUGAGUUCCUUGGCCGGAUCCGAAGCAGAAAUUGUAGACGUGAACGAUACAAGAUGUGAUUGUAACCUUAGCCAUAGCAGAUGCAUAUGAAUGUGUACUAUCCGCGCAGUGUAGCUUGGAUCGCCUACUGCGCUGUGCUGUAGCAU